GCGGAGCGCACGGCCGGGGCCGGCGGGGGCGCAGCGCGGCGCCUGGCAGCGCGGGGCUCGGGGCGCCGGGGCUGAGCGAGCGGCGGCGGCGGCGGCACCACCCCGCUCCCUCUGCCACCUCCGGCCCGGCCCGGACACCCCCCUGGGCCAUGGCCCUGGCCGACAGCACACGUGGAUUACCCAACGGGGGCGGCGGCGGCGGCGGCUCGGGCUCGUCGUCGUCGUCCGCCGACCCCGCGCUCUUCCCCGACAUCGUGGAGCUGAACGUGGGCGGCCAGGUGUAUGUGACCCGGCGCUGCACGGUGGUGUCCGUGCCCGACUCGCUCCUCUGGCGCAUGUUCACGCAGCAGCAGCCGCAGGAGCUGGCCCGGGACAGCAAGGGCCGCUUCUUUCUGGACCGGGACGGCUUCCUCUUCCGCUACAUUCUGGAUUACCUGCGGGACCUGCAGCUCGUGCUGCCCGAUUACUUCCCCGAGCGCAGCCGGCUGCAGCGCGAGGCCGAGUACUUCGAGCUGCCCGAGCUCGUGCGGCGCCUCGGCGCGCCCCAGCAGCCCGGCCCGGGGCCGCCGCAUCUGCGGCGCGGGGCCCCCCAGGAGGGCGCCCUGGGCGACGAGCUGCUGCCGCUGGGCUCGGCCGAGUCGGAGGCGCCGUCGCCCACGCUGGAGCUGGCGAGCCGCAGCCCGUCCGGGGGCGCGGCGGGCCCGCUGCUCACGCCGUCGCAGUCGCUGGACGGCAGCCGGCGCUCGGGCUACAUCACCAUCGGCUACCGCGGCUCCUACACCAUCGGGCGCGACGCGCAGGCCGACGCCAAGUUCCGGCGGGUGGCGCGCAUCACGGUGUGCGGCAAGACGUCCCUGGCCAAGGAGGUGUUCGGGGACACCCUGAACGAGAGCCGGGACCCCGACCGGCCCCCCGAGCGCUACACGUCGCGCUAUUACCUCAAGUUCAACUUCCUGGAGCAGGCGUUCGACAAGCUGUCCGAGUCGGGCUUCCACAUGGUGGCGUGCAGCUCCACGGGCACCUGCGCCUUCGCGGGCAGCACCGACCAGAGCGAGGACAAGAUCUGGACCAGCUACACCGAGUACGUCUUCUGCAGGGAGUGAGCGCAACCCCCUCCCCCCCCCCCGAUCCCGGCUUGUCUCCAGCCCCACCCUCCCUGUUUCCCACGCAGGACGACCCCCUCCCCCCCAACCCCCAGCCCCUGCCCGGGUUCCCCAGCUCCAGCCGGGCCAGACCCAAGUACCCCCGUCCCACCCCAUCCCGCCCCGAACCUGCAGCUGCAAACCCCCUCGGCUUCGUCGUCGUCUUUGGAUCCCUCUAACCAAGACAACCCCGAGGCUCCCACACAGCCCACCCCCACGCCCCGCCCGGCCCCUGCCUCGAGCUAUCCCUCCCCCCACCCCCACCUCCCUCACCCCCUAGAUCCUUCAGAAUGGAUCUAGCGGGGCUGUGUGGCCGCACAGUCACCAAGUACCUGGGAAGGACUGAAUGGUUCCGAACCCGACUGGGGGAGGGGGGGUCCUGGCCAGAGCGUAGAUUUCCCUGAAGCCUCCCCGACCACCCCCCGUGACUCAGGCGCGGGGGAAGAGAUCAGAACUGAUAACAAUUUGGGAAGAGCGUUUUGAAGGUCAGUGCACACCGGUCUUCUGGGCCGCUUUGAAAGGGGAGCCUUCUAGAAGAGGACGCUGGAGGACGAGGCACUGGACCUGCAAAUUGGGAGCCGAUGGACAGGCCAUGCAGUGAUUUCUAAGUGAGGCAAGUUUGGGGAAGUUAACAGGUAGCCGUAGAAGAAGAACCCCGGGCCGGGCGCCAGGAGAGACCAUGCCUUUUUGCAGAGCGAACGGCCUCCCUCUCCACGGCUUGGCACGGACUGGGAGUCACUGCCCUCCUUCCUGCCCGAGGGGGCCCCCAGAGUUGGACCGGUUGACUUGGCAGCCCAAUAUUGGCAAGAGGGUGAAAGAGCUGCUGCCGGAAGAGGGCAGGACAGCCCAGGUCACCGAGCACUGUGGGAAGUCACCUGGUGGUGGCUUGAAUGGAACCGGGGCAGCAGAGCAGUCUGUCCUGGGCCUGCAGAAAGGCCGGCGCUGGCAGCGAAUAGCAGUGCAAGCCCUUAGCACUUAAGUCUUGGGGGUGG
Sorex araneus (European shrew) is the source of this 2134-nucleotide messenger RNA. It is a transcript of the gene KCTD12, whose product is annotated as potassium channel tetramerization domain containing 12. The record is from RefSeq and is a predicted model, not a curated record. The transcript has a single exon. Gene Ontology annotation, cellular component: presynaptic membrane; postsynaptic membrane. Bases 150 to 1103 code for a protein of 317 amino acids. Gene Ontology annotation, molecular function: protein binding. Gene Ontology annotation, biological process: protein homooligomerization; regulation of G protein-coupled receptor signaling pathway. NCBI's taxonomy places the organism in Eukaryota, Metazoa, Chordata, Mammalia, Eulipotyphla, Soricidae.